AUGGCAGAGACGCGGCCGGGGCCGGAGCGGGGGCUGCAGCUCAGCGCGCUGCCGGACCAGUCCCCGCUGUUGCAACCCGCCCUGGAAGAGCUGCGGCGCCAGGCCCGGGCGGCCGGCGCUCCGCCGACCCCGCUGCCCCUCACCGAUUCCUUCCUGCUGCGGUUCCUGCGCGCCCGGGACUUCGACCUCGACCUGGCCUGGCGGUUACUGAAAAACUAUUAUAAGUGGAGGGCAGAAUGUCCAGAAAUAAGUGCCGAUCUACGCCCUAGAAGUAUCCUUGGCCUUCUGAAGGCCGGUUACCUUGGAGUUCUGAGAGCCAGAGAUCCCGCUGGCAGCAAAGUUCUUAUUUACAGAAUUGCACCAUGGGAGCUGCUAGAAAACAUGUUCCUGAGAAUGUUCUUCAGUCUUUAGGACAUUUUAUAACUGCAAACGACUAACGGUUAGCAUUUCUUACCUUCCCUGGUAACGAAGUAUACUUACCAGGCAAAAUGCUGGUCAUUGUUAGUUAAGUCCCGUGUAAUUGAAGAAAAAUUUGACUGGCUCUCCAAACUAUAACCUUUCAAGACACAGAGGAUCAAAAUGGAGGGGAAUGCCUCCUUUUGAAUGGAGGAAAUAUAUCUGUUUACACUCAAGGUGAACUGGUGGUCAGCACAGUGCCUGGCACAUUAUAGACAUUUAAUAACUUCUUGUUGAAACACUGAAUAGAUAAGCUUGCAUUUAUUAAAAUCAUCUAGAUCAUUUUUCUUGGCGAACUUGGAGGAUCUUAGAGGAUGAGAGAAGAGCCAGAACACUGGAAAAUGGGCAAUCAUUGUGAGAAUUUGCAAAAAGUGGAAGAAGGUAGAUUUCAAAAUCGUAAGUGAUGAAUUUAGUGGAAAUCCCAAAUAAGGACAUGACUCGUAACAGCUAACAAAACUGUGGUCUUGAAGAGCUCAUUCGCAAAGAACACCUCAGGUUAGACAUACUAUACCUUUUCAUAGAAUUAAUAUAUUAGACUACAGUAGAGACAUUAAGAAAAUGAUGACUCUGGAGUUCAGAACGGUUCUGUACCUAACAUAGUGCAUCAUCCCAGGCCCUAAGGAGGCACUUGAAGCCUGACUGAUGAGAAUAAUGUGAUAAUUUGGUGAUAAUCACUUUCUAACUUGUCUUAUUCAACAAUUUAUAGUCUCCAAAUAAAAAGAUGUUUGAAUAUAUGUAGGUCACAUGAAUCUGAGAAGAAUAACCAAUAGUUUGGUUAAGAAAAUCAGAAUUCAGGGGCACCUCGGUAGCUCAGUCGGCUAAGCAUCUGACUUCAGCUCAGGUCAUGAUCUCAUCUGUGGGU
Messenger RNA from Lynx canadensis (Canada lynx), 1318 nucleotides. RefSeq names its product alpha tocopherol transfer protein (gene TTPA). Gene Ontology annotation, molecular function: phosphatidylinositol bisphosphate binding. The transcript has 3 exons. Bases 1 to 411 code for a protein of 136 amino acids. Gene Ontology annotation, cellular component: membrane. NCBI's taxonomy places the organism in Eukaryota, Metazoa, Chordata, Mammalia, Carnivora, Felidae. The record is from RefSeq and is a predicted model, not a curated record.